Ambispora leptoticha is the source of this 5571-nucleotide messenger RNA. The record is from the annotation of a GenBank genome assembly. Lineage: Eukaryota; Fungi; Glomeromycota; Glomeromycetes; Archaeosporales; Ambisporaceae.
AUGGAAGAAGAGAGAGCAAAUACACCAUUGGAACACCUUUUCCGCCUUCCAUUUGAUUUUAACGAGGAUGACAGACUUGGACCAUGGGACAUCCUGAUAAGUGAAGGCGCAGUAGAAUAUAUGUCACUUUUGCGAUCACCUUUGACGGUUAAAGCUAUCAUAACAAAACUCGGAAAAAUAUCUUCUGGGGCUUGGGAUAAGCAUAGACUAAAUAAUAAAAUUUCAUCUUUCGCAAUUCCUGUUUAUGAAAUAGAACUUCACGAUCAUGACAGCACAAAAAUCCUCUGGCAAGUUGACACUGAGUUUUCUGUCCGUAGCUAUCAAAUUAUGCAAAUUGUGAAAGUUUGGGUUAUCACUUCCAGUCAAGAUGAAAUUGAUAAGACUUUAAAGAAUCUCAGGAUGCUUCAUCAGGUUUACAAAGCUGGGCAAAGUGAUAGGUGUACUAUUCGACAGAUUGGUAUAGAUAAUAUAAUUUUGCCAAUACUAUUUGGAGAGGAAAUGACAAAAUCUACUGCGAACGAUUCUUACAGCACUCGAAUGGAUGACGAAAGGCUGUUAGAAGUUCACAAAAUGCUUGUUACAAAUAAAUUCAUUCUGUUAUCAAAGAAUUUAUUCAAAUCACUAGUAAUGGGUGGCACCGGUUUUACUUUUCAAGUUUCAAAAGUAGAGCACGAAAUCAUCAAAAGUCCCACUUCAACUAUCAUAAUUGGUCGAUCAGGUACAGGAAAGACCACAUGCAUUUUGUUUAGACUACUUGCCUCCUAUGUCAAAGAUUCGAGCUAUCUAUUUUAUAAGACACCAUUAUAUACAGUCGAUAAGGAGGACCAAGAUAAUCCUCACAAGAGGCAAAUCUUCAUCACAGCGAGCCCCUAUUUAUGCAAUCGGAUAAAGAAAUACUUCUACAAGCUGAAAGAAUCGGCAAAACACGCUAAGAUAAAAAUGACAUUUGCUGAGUUUCAAGAGUAUGCUAGAAAAAAAGAGAAAGAAGGCCGCAAUGCGGGUCCGAAUAAUAAUAAAAUGCAGGAAGAGGGAGAUGAAGAUAAGGCUCUAAGUGAGAUCCCAAACUUUUCUCAACUAACAGACAAUCAUUUUCCAUUAUUCAUUACCUAUGAAGAAUUCUCUAAGAUGCUUGAGGGAACAUACGAAAUUAAUGGAUCAAAUCCCGAAGGAAGGCAUUUGUCAAGGGAAGAAUAUCGGUCCUUAAGAGCUAAAAAAUACCCCGUAUUUUGCCAACAACGGGAUAAAAUUUACGACUUGUUUUUACGAUAUGAAAAGCUAAAGAAAAAGAAGUAUAUCGGUGAUUAUGAUUCGAUAGAUCGAACACUAGCUAUUUUACGUCAUACUGCGGAAAAAGAAUUUGAAAGUCCACAUAUUCAUGAAGUAUAUAUCGAUGAAUGCCAAGACAACCAGAUCGUGGAUUUUGGUCUUAUCUUGAAGAUUUUUGAUCGUAUUGAUAGUAUUUUUUUAGCCGGAGAUAUAGCGCAAUAUCUACGCGCCUUGAUGUAUAACUGGGAACUCACUCGAACUCAAGCUUAUCAUAUUCCUCAUAAAACUGUAUAUCCAAAACAAUUUGAGCUAAAUAUUAAUUACCGUUCCCAUAGUGGGAUUCUUCGACUUGCUUCUUCGGUAAUUGAUCUCAUCUGGCAAUUUUUUCCUGAAUCAAUCGACAAACUAUCACGUGAGCAUAGCGAGGUUGGCGGUCCACGGCCUAUAAUAUUUAAGGGGUUUCAAGCCAAAAACGAUGAGAAUACUAAGGAUGACACCCAACUCGGAGCUAAUCAGGUCAUUAUUGUACGAGACAAAGAAUCUAAAUCAAAAGUCAAAAAAAAAAUUGGAAAAGCUGGAAUGGUGUUGACAGUUUAUGAGGCGAAAGGGAUGGAAUUUAAUGACUGGCAAAGAAUUUUUUUCGAGCAUCAUUAUAUUCUUUCAUCUGAACUUAAGAACCUCUAUGUCGCAAUUACCCGGGCACGGCAACACGUUUGGAUAUUUGAUGAGGAAAGCGAAUACAUCGAACCAAUCCGCAAAUACUGGCAAGGUCUUGAACUAAUCAGAAGUGAAGAUGAAGCAAGCACUUUUUCUACGUUGUUUAAGAAGUUUUCUAUGUUGAUUAAGAAGAGUAGUCCAUUAGAAUGGGAUCAAAUGGGAAGGGAAUUUUUUGAAAAGCGACAGUAUGAACAGGCUAUGUUCUGUUUCGAGAAGAGUGGGAAUGAUGAAAAUUUUAAAUUAGCUGAGGCCUAUUAUUUGCAACAAAUAGCAAGGAUCUCCAUAGAUGAUUCUGACGAAGAUACUGUGAAGUCGAAAUUUCGUCAUGCAGCUCUUGCUUUUCGAAAAUGUUCUCGGCCAAUACAGGCGGCUUCAUGCUAUGAGAAUAUCGACAUGUAUGAAAAAGCUGCUGAAGUUUACAUUGAAUGGGAUAUGUUUGAGAAUGCUGCACGUUGUUAUCUCAAGGUCCCUAGUGAAAAUGCGGGAAAGUAUGAAAAUGCGGGAAAGUAUUUCGAAAAGGCUAACAUGUACACUGAAGCUGUUGAUGCUUAUGACAAGUGUCAAUGUUAUGAAAAAGUCAUUAAUUUGAUGCAUAGAGAAAAUAUUGACAAGGAUAAGGAUAUCAUACGUCGUGCUAAUCUCCAUUACCGUAAGUUGAAAGACAGAAAAAUGAGUGCGAAAGCUCUUUCCAUUUUUCCAACUCUGGAGGAACAAUUAGAUUUCCUUCGAGAGCAUGCUCAUGAAGAGUUUUUAGAAUUUUGUGAGAAGAAUGGUCUAUUUAGCGACAUCGCUAAGGACCUACGCUCGCGUGAGAGGUUCAAUGAGGCGGCUGAUAUUUUCCUUCGCAUGGUUGGCGUGUUUCCUUGCCUAAUUACCAAGGAGGAUGAAAUUAAGGAGUAUUUAAAAUGCUGCUUAGAUCUAUGUAGGAUCAAAUUAGUGAGUCCGAAUUUCUCUCAAAUAAAAGGUCAUCUCUUCAAGGCACUCGAUAUUAUUUCAAAAGUCAAUUCGCAAGCUUGGGAGAGACCUGAAGAAUACAAGAGUAUAAAAGAAGAGUUCCAAUUAUAUCAAACUUAUUGGAAUUCGGAUCUUGAUGGAAUCCGCAAGUUCAUACAAUUAUUUAGAAGACGUCAAGAUCGUAUCUUCGAGUUUCGUGCAAUAAUCAUACGGUUGUAUAUCUCAAAAUUUGAUAUUCAGACUGAGAACUGGGAGGAGCGAUUACAUUGUCUAUUGAGAAUGUGUGAACUGGCCUUACUCUUUAUAGCACCUCAGAAAAGUGACAAUAUUACAAGAAUUAACAAAGAUUUUCAGAAUAUUUUUUAUGUAAACGAAAUUGCGAACCGUCCACGUAAACGACAAAUAUCUAUUAACAAUCAUAUUCUCCAUAUUCUGAAACAAAAUAAUCAAAAAACGGUAGAAAUUCUGGAUGGUUGGCAUAUAUUUGACGAGAAGAUUUUGAACUCUGCUAUCUCGCAAUCUCUUGCUUUGUUCAUCUAUAAAAACAUCUUGGAGGCUGGUCAGAAGGGUAAAGAAAUUCAAGAUAUAAACUCUGAAAUAUGCUUUAAAUUUGCAUCCUGUUUAAAGAAAGGUUGUUCGAAGUAUCACGUUAUUCCAACACCUUCAAUUCUGCGCAAACGUUUCUCACUCGCUUGUCUUCAGUACACUGUGAUGCAACGGGUGAAUGUCUUUCAUCAGCACAGGCUUUUAAAAAUGGGACAAAUUGAGAAAAUUCGUGGAUCACAAAGAUGGUGGGCUGAAAGACUUGUGAAAAUUCAUAUCCGUUAUCAAUCUCCUCAAACAAGCUGCCCAGAAGUCAUCUAUGCGGUGCUUGCUGACCAACCCGAGGACGUACGUGAUGGUUUAUUAUAUGUCGCUCACAACAUUUGGCUGCAUCAUGUGUUUUCUAAUCCAAAUGACUUUUCGGCCAUGUUAAAAUGCAUGCUUGUCCUUCACCAAUUAAAGGACAAACGGGGGAUUGAUAAAUUCGAUUUUCAAAUGUCAAAAAGAAGGAUACUAAAACACCCUAAUAAGAAAACACCUACUAGUAUUGAUUACUAUUCUAGAUACCAGUCUACUCUUGUUGGAAAGCAACUUCCAUUAUUCUUUUCAAAUCUAGAUAAUAACCAUGUGUUAGAUGCGAUCACGCACAUAAAAAUGGUUAUUCAAUACGCUAUCAACAAUAAUAAACUAAUUAAUAUAAAAACAUCCGACACAUUCGGCGAUCUUAUAUCAUUUAUGGAGUUCAAAACAUCUUUGGUUUUUGCAGUUGGACCUGAAUCUUGUGAUUUUUGCCUCCCUCGAGCUUAUUUGGUCAAUUAUUUUAAAGCAUUUACAGUGGCGCCAUUUAUUCAUCGUCAACAUAGUUACAACAAAGAUGAUUAUUUUGACGAAAUCAAGAACUCUAUUGAUCAAGUUCAGCAGCUCCUCGAUUUGUUGAUUUCUACUGGACGAGUUUAUUUGUUCAUUAUCCUUAGAUUGAUACGAAUCUUAGUUCUUAUAGGCUUAAACGAACAAAAGUUUGCAACCAGGAUCUUUGAACUUUUUAAACACUUGUCCAAACCUUUGAAAGAAAGAAGACUAUUUUCUUCCAAGCUUACAAAAUACUUAAACGAAAGCUCUAUGACUCGUCUUGCGUUCAUUCUUCAUGAUGACCUCAAAGAGACUGAUUUCGACUCCUUGGUAAUCGUCCAUUAUCAUUUAGAAGACUCGUCAAAAUUUUUAGACUUAGAGAAGCAUGGUAUUAUAAAGCUUAAAUAUACCUCGGUCGAACAAUUUCAUUCUGCUCUUCAACAGAUCAUAGCACCAAUAAUUAUUGAAGAGCGCGAUCCUUCAGAUAAGCAACAGAACACUGUAUUAAUGCCAAUAGCUUCUGUCAGUGAAGAUGAUCUGAAUAACGAAAAGUUUGAAAUACCCAAAGAAGCCCAAGAAUCGAUCUAUUUUCCUGAGGCUAAAGAACGUGAUUCUUCAGAUAACCAGCAGAACAUUGUAUUAACGCAAAUCGAUUCUGAUAGCGAAGAUGGUCAAAAUAACGAAAAGCUUGAAAUAUUCAAAGAAACUCAUUAUUCUGCUCAGGAAGAAGAAUCAGCCACUAAAAUUCAAGUCUGGUUUCGCAGUGCUCUCCAAAAACAAAAAACUCGAAAACAUAAAAAUGAUCCAAUUCUAGAAAAGAUUUAUAACGAGAUGGUAGUUUUUUGCAAAAACGAACUUUACUGGAAUAUUGAUAUUGAGAGGAAGGAGGAAAAAAUAUACCAUAUUAUAUUGAGAGGUAUGAUCGUAAAUAACCUUGUAGAUUUGACAAAGGUACAAGGAAAAAUGGAUGCUACAAAGGUCAAAUUGCAAAAGGUAAUCGAUGAUAGGAAUUCGGAUGAAGAAAAAAAAGAGGAAUGUUUGGAAUUACUAGAAGAAUUAAAGUAUAUCCACCAUGAGAAUAUUACGAUACUGCUAGAUUCAUUAUCAAUAUCAGAAGAGAACACGACCAAACAUCAAGAAGCAAACAUCGAAUGGUUGAAAAACGAAUCGCAAACGGCAGAUGAUUGCCUAAAUGAGGUUUACCAUUGGAUGGAGAAAUGCAAUGAUGUUCUGAAAAAAUGA